Molecule: messenger RNA, 5740 nt
Organism: Pungitius pungitius (ninespine stickleback)
Lineage: Eukaryota; Metazoa; Chordata; Actinopteri; Perciformes; Gasterosteidae
Product: 1-phosphatidylinositol 4,5-bisphosphate phosphodiesterase gamma-1-like
Exons: 32
Coding region: 256-4182 (1308 amino acids)
Biological process (GO): phosphatidylinositol-mediated signaling; positive regulation of epithelial cell migration; phospholipid catabolic process
Molecular function (GO): protein binding; phosphatidylinositol-4,5-bisphosphate phospholipase C activity; calcium ion binding
Source: RefSeq, a predicted model, not a curated record
CCCCCCCCCCCCCCCUCCAGAGAAACCAGGGGACCACUCACAUCUGACUUCUGGGUUCCUGCUCCAGAGGGAUAUCUGCGUUGCAGUUUUGGGUUGUCCAAUUGUUUUACCUGCCAUUGACCGUCCCCUCCUGUCCCCGGUGGUUUGGACAUGUUGGACAAAUAGUGCCUUUGCGGAUUAAAGGGAUUUUAACGUGCAACCCUGUCCCCACACCCCAGUCGUCCUGCAAGGUGUGCGUGCCGCGAUGCACUGAAGAUGUGUGCAGCCAGGUACAACGGCUGUGCCGAGGGGGCCGCCGGGGGCCCCGCGGGGUCUCCUGGUCCGGCCACAGCGUCCCGGGCGACGGACUGGACGGAGGUCGGUCCACGCAUCCUCCACAGCCUCGCGAUGGGGACAGUGAUGACCCUCUUCUACCAGAAGAAGUCCCAGCGGCCCGAGAGGAGAACCUUCCAGAUAAAGCAGGACAUGCGGCAGAUAGCGUGGGGCCGAAACCCCGAGAAAAUAGAAGGAGAGGUGGACAUACGAGAGAUCCGGGAGCUGCGUUUGGGGAAAGGCUCCCGUGAUUUUGAGCGCUACCCGGAGGAGGCCCGUAAACUUGACACCGCCCACUGCUUCAUCGUGCUCUACGGCCUGGAGUUUCGCCUCAAGACGCUCAGCGUGGCCGCCUUCAGUGAAGAGGAGGUCAACAUGUGGAUCACUGGGCUCAACUGGCUGAUGAUGGACACCCAGAGAGCUCCUGCACCGCAGCAGAUAGACAGGUGGCUGAGGAAGCAGUUUGAGGCCAUGGACCGGACCCACGAGGGCAGCAUCACAGUGAAGGACGUGAAAGCUCUGAUGCCUCAGGUCAACUACAGAGUGCCCAACACGCGCUUCCUCAAAGACAAGCUGCAGGAGGUGGAGGCCAGGAGCGACUUGUCCUACCCCAACUUCUCCCAGCUCUACAGAACGCUGAUGUUUGACGCUCAGAAGACUAUUAUUGAGCAGCUGGAGCUCUCCUUCCCACUGCGGAACGUUGACAGGCCGGCGCUUUGUCAGAUCUCCCUGUACGACUUCCAGAAGUUUUUACAGAUGGACCAGAAGGAGACCUGGGCGUCGGACCUGAGUCGCGUCAGAGAGUUCCUCGCGGGGUACAUGAGGGGCGGAGCGCAGCCGGAGCCCGUGCUGCAACUCGACGAGUUCCUGACGUUCCUGUUCUCCAAGGAGAAUUCUGUGUGUGACCCUCGCCUGGCGCCUGUCGUUGCUGAGGACAUGAAAAGGCCGCUGUCGCAGUACUGGAUCUCCUCUUCACACAACACCUACCUGACAGGUGACCAGUUUUCCAGUGAGUCGUCUCUGGAAGCCUACGCCCGCUGCCUCAGGAUGGGCUGCCGCUGCAUUGAACUGGACUGUUGGGACGGACCUGACGACCUGCCAAUCAUCUACCACGGUCACACGUUGACCUCCAAGAUCAAGUUCCUGGAUGUGCUGCACACCAUCAAAGAACAGGCCUUCGUCACAUCAGACUACCCCGUGAUCCUGUCCAUCGAGGACCACUGCAGCGUGGUGCAGCAGAGGAACAUGGCCACGCACUUCAAGAAGGUGUUUGGAGAUCUGCUGCUCACCAAGCCGGUCGAUAACACCGCGGAGGAGCUCCCCUCGCCGCACCAGCUCCGCAGGAAGAUCCUCAUCAAGCACAAGAAGCUGGUGGAAGGCACGCCGUACGAGGAGGUGUCCUCAGCCAGCUACUCGGAGAACGACAUCAGCAACUCGCUGAAGAACGGCAUCCUUUACCUGGAGGACCCCAUCGACCACACGUGGACGCCGCACUAUUUCGUCCUCACCAGUAAUAAGAUUUACUACUCAGAGGAGACGUCCCACUACCAGACGGCCGAGGAAGAGGAGGACGACGAAGGGAAAGAGGAGUGUAACAAUAACGAGCAGCACUGUGCAGAGCGCUGGUUCCACGGGAAGCUGGGUGGAGGUCGCGACGGUCGACAGGUGGCGGAGAAGCUCCUGCAGGACUACUGCGAGGGCGGAGCCAAAGACGGCACCUUCCUGGUCCGGGAGAGUGAGACGUUUGUCGGGGACUACACCCUUUCCUUCUGGCGCUCUGGGCGCGUCCAGCACUGCAGGAUCCAUUCCCGCCAGGAGUCCGGCUCCACCCGCUUCUACCUGACCGACAACCUGGUGUUCGACAGCCUCUACCGCCUCAUCUGCCACUACAGAGACACGCCCCUGCGCUGCAACGAGUUCGAGAUGAGGCUGUGCGGCCCCGUGCCUCAGCCCAACGCCCACGAGAGCCGAGAGUGGUACCACUCCAGUCUGACCCGCGUCCAGGCCGAGCACAUGCUGAUGCGCGUCCCCAGGGACGGCGCUUUCCUGGUGCGGAAGCGCAGCGAAAGCCACUCCUACGCCAUCUCCUUCAGGGCGGAGGGGAAGAUCAAGCACUGUCGCAUUCAGCAGGAAGGCCGCCUCUUCAUGUUGGGCAGCUCGGCGGAGUUCGAGAGCCUCGUCGACCUCGUGAGCUACUACGAGAAACAUCCUCUGUACCGCAAGAUGAGGCUGCGGUACCCCAUCAACGAGGACACGCUGGACCGCAUGGGCACCGCCGACCUUGACUACGGGGCUCUGUAUGAGGUCCGCAGCCCUCAUUUUUAUGUGGAGGCCAACAAGAUGCCCACAGCACGGUGCACGGUCAAAGCGCUGUACGACUAUCGAGCGCAGAGGGAGGACGAGCUGUGUUUCCCCAAGCAGGCGCUGGUCAUGAACGUGGAUAAGCAGGAGGGCAGCUGGUGGCGAGGUGACUACGGGGGGAAGAAACAGCUGUGGUUCCCCGCCAACUACGUGGAGGAGGUUCCCAGUUCUCCCACUAGAGAGAUCGAUGACGCAUCCACAGAGAAUAGUCCUCUAGGAACAUUCCUGAAGGGCUUCAUUGACGUGCCCACGUGCCACGUCGUGGUGCAUAAGGACGGGAAGAACUCGCGCCCCUACGUGUUCACCAUCCACUCCCAGCAGCUGUCGUCUCACCCGGUUCAGACCCUGGACGUGGCGGCCGACAGCGUGGAGGACGUGGCCAGCUGGGUCGCCAAGAUCAGGGCGGCCGCUCAGAACGCCGACGCGCGGAUGCAGGAGGAGAAGCAAAUGGAGAGGAGGAAGAAGAUCGCGGUGGAGCUGUCGGAGCUCGUGGUCUACUGCAGACCCGUCCCGUUCAACGAGGACAAGAUCGGGACGGAGCGGGCGUGGUACCGGGACAUGUCCUCCUUCCCGGAGACCAAGGCAGAGAAGUUUGCCACCCGCGGCAAAGGGAAACGCUUCCUGCAGUACAAUCGCCGCCAGCUCUCCAGGGUUUACCCCAGAGGGCAGAGGCUGGACUCGUCAAACUACGACCCGCUCUCCAUGUGGCUCUGUGGCUCCCAGCUGGUCGCACUCAACUUCCAGACCCCAGAUAAACCCAUGCAGCUGAACCAGGCCCUGUUCAUGCUGGGAGGGGCCAGCGGCUUCGUUCCACAGCCUGACGUCAUGAGGGACGAGGCCUUCGACCCUUUCGACAAGGACACCUUACGCGUGGAGCCGAUCACCAUCCAGUUGCAGGUGCUGGGAGCCCGUCAUCUCCCAAAAAACGGCCGCAGCAUCGUCUGUCCCUUCGUGGAGGUGGAGAUCUGUGGAGCCGACUACGACAGCUGCAAGUGCAAGACGGACGUCGUCGCUGAUAACGGACUGAACCCUGUGUGGCUGCAGAAGCAGUUUGUGUUUGACAUCCACAACCCCACCUUCUCCUUCCUGCGGUUUACCGUCUUCGAGGAGGACAUGUUCAGUGACCCCAACUUCCUGGCACAGGCGACCUACCCAGUGCGCCUGCUACGAACAGGCUACAGGAGCAUCCCUCUGAAGAACAGCUACAGCGAAGAGCUGGAGCUGGCAUCACUUCUGGUCCACGUGGAGAUCGUCAAUGCAAAGGAGGAGGACGAUGAGAACAUGUACAUGACCAUCCAGCGUCUGCGGGAUCGAACCAGCGAGCUGUCCAACCAGGUGUCCCUCCUGGAGAGGUCGGGCUCAGGGGACCUCGGGUACCAGCAGAGUCUGGAGGAGCUGCGAGCCGCUCAGGACCAACUGAGUGAGCUGGUGGAGGCCCGAAACCACAGGCUGAUGGAGAAGAAGAGAAGAGAGAAACUGAGGCAGCAGGUGACCGCAAAGCGCAGCUAAUCCACCAUAGAGUGCGACAUGAUCCCACAGUCACAACUGGACCAUACACUGUGAGACUUGAUAGCACCACAGCAGAAAGGGACAAACGGAAAAAUAAAACCUCACAAGAUGAAGCUAUAAAAACCAUCACGGACUUGCUGAUGAAACCCAUUCAGAGUGAAACUGGGUAUCAUGAUCAUCAUCAGACUACAGAAAAGUGACCUGCAACCUUUUGGUUUUGCAAUCAUUAAUUGUGUUUUGGUGAUCAGAUUUAAGACAUUUAUAAAGACAUUCAGGAAAUAAUUGACAUUUUAUGAGCCAAAUAAUAAUCAAGACACGGAUCAUUAGUUGAAAGUCUUUGACACUUUGAUGCGAUGGAUGUCUGCCAUGACAACAAAAAGAACUUUUCUGCUUUAAAACAAAAGAUGAGACGAGAGCAAUGAAUCAAUGUUGUUGAUUGAUCCUGUGAUCCGAUGAGACCUUUCUAGUGGAUGUCAUGAGCACUUAACUAGGGAGGUCCCUACCACACCAACCAGACACUGUUCCAGUGCCUUAAUUAAGGAUAUAAAAGAACUGAAUUGUUAGUUAUCAAAGUAAUGCUAUCAGAGACCCAUAGAAACCCCAAAAGCUGCAGUUUAAAGCUUAUGAAGUUCACUUUUACUGUGUUUCAUUUUAAGGGGAAAACUCAGGUAACACAAAUGGAACAAAAGGGAGCAGUGCAAAAAAAAAUGAAUAUCACUUAAGUGCCUUUGAUAAUUAAACUAGCUCCACAUCUGGAAUAGCGAGUCUUUAUGGAAAACCAACCAAUCAGAGGAGCUGCCCGUGAACUGGGUUCAAAACGGGCUGUUUAGUUCCACAUGAACUCUGACUGGGGAACCUCUCCACCUGAGGUCAGAUGUUCCUGUUCUACCUGGGAGAGCACUAACUGGAUGAGCUGUGAACAAUAAAUCCUCACCAAACCAGCUCUAAAUGAACUACCUGUACUAAAAAACUCGAGAUCAGCGAGGUGGGGGGCGAGAGGGGGGAGACCACGUCUGCUCCCCCUUCGUAACAGCUGCACAGCAGUCCAGAUGUUUUCCUCUCAGUCAGACAAAUAAGGGCUGUGAAUAAAGACGAGCAGAGUCCCCAUCACCUGGCUCCAAUCAACAGAUGUGAAUCUACUGGUCCUGGAUCUGCAAAUAACCUUCUUCUAUCUACUCACUGCAUGGCUUCGUAUCUAUUAACGCCCGUCUAAUGUCACAUUGUAUAUAACUUCUUUAUUUAUGGAACCAGUGGAGAUCUUGUUUGAUUACCUAAUAUAGUAGAAUGCUAAUGAACUUCGCAUUUAUUUUAUUAGCGUGUCUUUAUGUAGAAAUGAAGGUUGUGUGCAUUUAAAAGUUACCAUGGACACAAACCCUUGUCCCUCAAUGCCUCAUUCGCUCUGAGAGGAGACUUCUAUGCAAAAGUGUUUUUCUUUCCUUGCUGCCAUUGUAUAUUCGGCGGAUGCAAAUGAGAAUUUACACGUAACUGUGCCAAAUAUCUACUAUUAUGAUUAUUAGAAUGCUGAGCAAGUUCUGAUUUAAUAAAGCUCUUUAAAAUA